This is a messenger RNA of Dunckerocampus dactyliophorus (ringed pipefish), 1271 nucleotides long. It is a transcript of the gene tektl1, whose product is annotated as coiled-coil domain containing 105. The transcript has 9 exons. The record is from RefSeq and is a predicted model, not a curated record. Lineage: Eukaryota; Metazoa; Chordata; Actinopteri; Syngnathiformes; Syngnathidae.
AUGAAGCUCCAGGUGGUUCCACUCGGUUCUAUCACCGUAGGCCCGAAGUCCUGGCAUGAAAGUACGGUCCGCUCCAUCCGGCGUGCCGAGCACCUGGUUCGGCAGACCCGAGCUGCGACAACAUGCCAUCCAAAGAAAGGAGAAAUAAGAUGUCAAGAUCUCAAACUGCAAAGUCAACGGAUGCUCAUGGCUCCAUUCCCACUCUCCAGCUUGCGCGAGCAGUGUGCAGCAGCCAGCGUGGCGGUGGCCGGCGAGUACAUGCGCCAGGUGCGGGACGUGGAGGUGCAGCUGCGCAGACAGGCGAGCAGGGUGAACCAGGAGGUCGCCAAGCUUGAGCGGGAGAGAGGGCACCUGGAGAAGAUGCUGCAAAGCCUCCGGGCCAGUUUGGAGGUGAACAGGCGGGGCUCUGAGAGGAGAACCAAGAGGCCUGCCACCUCGGAGACGGAGAAAGAUGGUGCUGAUUACUUGCUGGCGCUGGAAAGGAGAGAGCUGACCCAGUUGAAAGGGGACCUGGAUGGAGCGCUAGGAAGCACACAGAGCCAUCUGCAGGCCCUCCUUCAGAGCAGCAAAAAGCUCCUACAAUGUGUCGCAGAGCGGGCCUGAGUCCUGGAGCUGCUGCCUCCUAGGGGUUCUCCCAGAGGACGUGGGGCAGCCACCCAGACCUUCAGCAGCGCAGACCCCCUUAGCCCCUUUACACCAGAGUGCAAACAGGCUUUAGAGUCGUCCGCCUCAGCGCUCAGCCAGUCGCAGCUGCUGAGAGCAAAAGUCAGAGAGAUGCUGACCGCCGCUAUCGCUAGGCAGAGGGAAUGCCACCUCAGCGUCAAUGACGGCCUGGUGAAGAAGAUUGCAGAGACAGUCAGUCUGGAGCAAAGCCUGACGCUGACCAUGGCAGCCACCAGGCAGGCGGAGUUCCGCAAGCAAAGGGAGGUCAACUGUAUCCGCCACAGCCACGGCAGAGCACAGCUGAACAGACCUGUGGUGCAGGUGUACCACAGACACCCAGGGACGCUUUUACCCGAGGCUACUCGUCUUAUACAGGGGAGCGCUGUUCUGCGGCGGUGUCUCAAGUCGUCCGAGGACGAGCUGCUGAGGCUCCGGCGGGCCUGCCAGCGGCUGACGGAGGAGCUGCUUUGCAAGAGGGUCGCGGCACAGGUGGACGCCGCCGUGGUCCGCAUGAGGCGCCAGCAGGUGAACAUGCGAGCCAUGCCCGUUCUCCUCCAGGGGGCACACAGACGACAAUUGCCCUGUGUGCAGUAGAGCUGGAUUUACAG